Messenger RNA from Triticum dicoccoides, 1812 nucleotides. RefSeq names its product putative UDP-rhamnose:rhamnosyltransferase 1. Lineage: Eukaryota; Viridiplantae; Streptophyta; Magnoliopsida; Poales; Poaceae. Gene Ontology annotation, molecular function: UDP-glucosyltransferase activity. Bases 246 to 1721 code for a protein of 491 amino acids. The transcript has 3 exons. The record is from RefSeq and is a predicted model, not a curated record.
UACUUUUCAUAUCACGUGUGACGACUGCUGUAUGAGCAGUUCGCUAUCUCAAAAAACAAUAAACAUAUCUCGGGUCACGUCCCAUCUCUCCCCGAUUCCAUUCCUAUCUCUCUCCACCAGAUCUGGGUCGACAUUUCUUCUCCGUCUCUCGCCGGCGAUCGGAGCAGGACUACCGACUUUCUUAGUCUGUGCAGCUCAGUUGUAGCGGAAGCACACUUGCUUCCAAGGAAGCGAGAGCAGAGGCCAUGGCGGAAACCGGAGAGGCCACCGCGACCGCGCGGUCUUCUUCGCCGCUCCACGUCGUGGUGUUCCCGUGGCUCGCCUUCGGCCACAUCAUCCCCUACAUGGAGCUCUCGGAGCAGCUGGCGCGGCGCGGGCACGCCGUCACCUUCGUGUCCGCGCCGAGGAACCUCGCCCGGCUGCGGCCCGUCCCCGAGGGCCUCCGCCCCCGCAUCCGCCUCCUCCCCCUGCCAAUGCCGACCGUCGACGGCCUCCCGGACGGCGCCGAGUCCACGGCCGACGUCCCGCCCGAGAAGGGCGACCUCCUCAAGGCCGCGUUCGACGGCCUCGCCGCACCUUUCGCCGGCUUUCUCGCGGGAGCCUGCGCUGGCGGCGGCGGGGAGGGCGAGGGCGCGACGGGGUUCGGCAAGAAGCCCGACUGGAUCUUCGUCGACUUCGCGCACCACUGGCUCCCGCCCAUAGCCGAGCAGCACAAGGUACCGUGCGCGCUCUUCUCCAUCUUCCCGGCGGUGUUCAUCGCCUUCGCCGGCACCAAGGCGGCGAACGAGGCGCGCCCGCGGGUGACGGCGGAGGACCUGACGGCCCAGCCGCCGUGGAUCCCGUUCCCGACCCCCAUAGCCCACCGCCUCUACGAGGCCGAGCAGAUGGUCUACGUUUUCCGGCCCAACGCCUCUGGCGUAUGCGACGCCUUCCGCUUCUGGGAGACGGAGCGGCAAUGCCCGCUCUUCAUCCUGCGCAGCUGCCGCGAGGUCGACGGCGCGCUCUGCCCCCUCAUCGCCGACCUCUUCGGCAAGCCCCUCGCCCUUUCCGGCCUCCUCGCUCCUUACGACGCCGCGCGCGCCGCCCAAGAAGCCGGCGGCGAGGGCGACGACGAGGAGAGCGCGAGCCUCAUGCGCUGGCUGGACGAGCAGCCGGCGAGGUCGGUGCUCUACGUCGCGUUCGGGAGCGAGGCGCCGCUGACCCCGGACAACGUGCGCGAGCUGGCGGCCGGGCUGGAGCUGUCUGGCGCGCGGUUCCUCUGGGCGCUGCGGGAGGCCAGCGCUCCCCUGCUCCCCGGCGACGGGUUCCAGGAGCGCGUGGCCGGGCGCGGCGUCGUGCGCGCCGGGUGGGUGCCGCAGGUGCGCGUGCUGGCGCACGGCGCGGUGGGCGCGUUCCUGACGCACGCCGGGUGGAGCUCGCUCAUGGAGAGCUUCCUGUUCGGCCACCCGCUGGUGAUGCUCCCGCUGUUCGCCGACCAGGGCCUCACGGCGCGCGUCAUGGCGGCGAGGGCGGUCGGGCUGGAGGUGCCCAGGGACGAGCGCGACGGCUCGUUCGGCCGGGCCGACCUCGCCAGCACGGUGCGGCGGGUGAUGGCGCGGGAGGACGAGGAAGGGAGGGCACUCGCGCGCAACGCCAGGGAGUUCCAGGAGAUGCUCUGCGACCGGGCCAGGCAGGAGGAGUACGUCGACGAGCUCGUGGAGCACCUGCGGCGACUGCCAUAGGGAUAGGGGUGCAGUUCUGCUCGCAGCCUCUAGGUGAAAAUAAGCAGUGCCAUAAAACCAUGGAAUAAAUGCACUGCCACUCGUGUCUUCA